UCUCUAAUUAGGAGUCUCCAGCAUCACACUGACGAGGUGACCUGCUGCACCUUCUCCGCCUCCCUGCUGGCCACAGGUUCAGGAGACAAGAGCCUCAGGCUGUACGACACGGCGGACUUCUCCGAGCUCCCCUGCUCCCCUCUCUGGGCUCACGACUAUGGAGUCCGCAGCUGCUGCUUCACCCCCGCUGGGGAUUACCUGCUCAGCUGCUGCGCGGAUGGCUCCAUCCUGGUGUGGAGCUGCCGGUCCGGGGAGGUGGACUCGGAGCUGCAACACCCGAACCGUAGUCCUCUCCGGGUGUGUGCACUGGCCCCCGACUCCUCCCUCCUGAUAGCAGGGGCCAGUGAUGGAACUGUGGCCCUUUGGGACUUUCCCUCCAGAACAUUCCUCAGAUGUAACGAGGUGAGCGAGGCCAGUGUGUUGGCUUGUUGCUUCUCCCCCUGCAGUCACAUGGUGGCGACAGGUUGCUCCACGGGAGACCUGCGAAUUUGGGACAUUGACAACAACCUGCUGCACGCCGAGAAGAACGCCCACGACCUGGGGGUCACCUGCACCACCUUUGCACCCCACUCUGAAAUCGAGGACAGCCAUGGUCAGGUCCGCCUGGCCUCUGGUGGACAGGACAGCCAGGUGAAGAUUUGGGUGGUCUCUCAGCACGAAGGACACGCAUGUGUUGUGAAGCUUCUCCACACACUCUCCAGUCAGUGUGCUCCAGUUCUGUGCUGUGCCUUCUCCUCUGAUGGAAAGCUGGUAGUCGCAGGUUCAGUGGAUAAAAGUGUUGCAAUUUAUGAGACGGAGCGAGGAAUACUUCUACACACUUUAAAGCAACACAACGGGUACGUGACGGCUGUAGCUGUGUCUCCCAGCAUGCCCUGGUUGGCCACAGGCUCCAUGGACAGAAGCGUCCAUGUGUGGAAGAUAGGAGAUGGACCCCACACAGCUGGAAGUGAGCCGCAGGCCAUGUUUUCCAGGCCUCCGCUGCCUGCAUGGUCCGAGGAGGACGUGCAGGCUUGGCUACGUGAGGAAAGUCUGGAAGAUCUUCUCCAGGUCUUCCAGGCCAACAAGACUGACGGGGCGCAGCUGAGCCGACUAAGCAAGGAGACGAUGAUGGAGAUGGGAAUCGAGUCCACCCGCCUCCGUGCUCGCCUCCUGGGGAGGGUGGAGGCCCUGAAGGUGGAGCAGAGCGCCCCCGACUGUCCCGAAGAGUUUGUGUGUCCCAUCAGCAGAGAGCUGAUGAAGGAUCCUGUCAUCGCUGCAGACGGGUUUUCCUAUGAGCGAGAGUCCAUGGAGAGCUGGUUGAGAGGAAAGAAAAGAAGCAGUCCCAUGACUAACCUGCCCCUGAAGACCACCCUGCUCACACCCAACAGAGCACUGAAGAUGGCCAUAAGUCGAUGGAAGCGUGCCCAACUCUGACUCUCAUCAUGUUGUGUGCGACUCAUAAGAAAUCAUCUUAGUGAAAAUAAUAUAUAUUGAAGAAAAUUGUUGUGUGUACAGGGGAAGACUGCACACACUGUCGUUUAGCUCUAAAUGUAUUAUUAAACACUAUAAACAAGGCAAUGGAGUGUGACUAAUCCAGAAUAUGUCUGGUG
This is a messenger RNA of Nerophis lumbriciformis (worm pipefish), 1589 nucleotides long. Its product is annotated as WD repeat, SAM and U-box domain-containing protein 1-like. Gene Ontology annotation, biological process: protein ubiquitination. Lineage: Eukaryota; Metazoa; Chordata; Actinopteri; Syngnathiformes; Syngnathidae. Gene Ontology annotation, molecular function: ubiquitin-protein transferase activity; protein binding. The record is from RefSeq and is a predicted model, not a curated record.